Messenger RNA from Helianthus annuus (common sunflower), 1518 nucleotides. RefSeq names its product scarecrow-like protein 18. The record is from RefSeq and is a predicted model, not a curated record. The transcript has a single exon. Gene Ontology annotation, cellular component: nucleus. Bases 203 to 1474 code for a protein of 423 amino acids. Gene Ontology annotation, molecular function: DNA-binding transcription factor activity; sequence-specific DNA binding. Gene Ontology annotation, biological process: meristem initiation; regulation of DNA-templated transcription. NCBI's taxonomy places the organism in Eukaryota, Viridiplantae, Streptophyta, Magnoliopsida, Asterales, Asteraceae.
ACACACCUUUCCCUUCUUCCCUAACCUAAUCAUUCAUUUCUCCCUCCUUCAGAUCCUUUGCUUCAAUCCCUUGCAAACAGUCUCUUCAAUUCGCUAUCAUGGCUGAUCUGCAACAUGUUGCAGAAUAUUUUAGGGUUUCUUAUUUAGGUCAAAACCCUAAUUAAUUAACCACCGUCUUCAAGAUUCAAGAUUCAACCUUUAAAUGUUGGGUUCAUCAUCUUAUUCACAUCAUGAUCAUGAACACCAACAAAACCAAGAUCAAGAACUUCACUUACAACCAGAUCUAACAUCCCCACAACCACCACCUGCCGGCAAAGAGUUACACUACCACCAGAUACCACCACCGUCCAGCUACCUUCGUCAACUCCUGUUAGCCUGUGCACGCUCCAUUUCUCUCUCUGACUUCACCACCGCCCACCAUAUCGCCACCGUCCUCUCCUCCAACUCUUCCCCUUCCGGCGACUCAUCGGAAAGAUUAAUCCAUUCUUUCACCAAAGCCCUCUCUCUCCGCCUCCCACCGUCUCUUUCACCCACUAGUUUUACCGACACUUCUGCUAACAAUAAUGAUGCAAUUCUACAAUCAUCAUAUCUUACUCUCAACCAAAUAACACCCUUCAUAAGAUUCACUCACCUCACUGCCACUCAAGCAAUCUUAGAAGCCAUUGAUCAACCUCACCAAGAUCAUAUUCACAUACUGGAUUUUGAUAUCAUGCACGGUGUCCAAUGGCCGCCGUUAAUGCAAGCAAUCGCGGACCACCAUCCUCCAUUAACCCUACGCAUCACCGCCGUAGGAACCGACCUUGACAUCCUCCGUAAAACCGGCGAUCGUCUCUCCAAAUUCGCACACUCACUCGGCCUCCGGUUCCGGUUCUUUCCGCUUUUACUUACUAACAGCAUUAACGAAACUGUUGAUGAUGUUAUCAACCACCUCUCCACCUUUGACCGGCUUCCUAACGAAACCCUAGUGGUGAACUGUGUGCUUUACCUCCACCGGAUGUUGGUAGACCGAGAUAAGGUGGUUAUGUUGUUGAAAAAGAUUAAAUCUAUGAACCCUAGAGUUGUUACUUUAGCUGAAAAGGAAGCAAACCAUAACAACCCUUUAUUUAUUUCAAGAUUUGAGGAGGCUUUGAGUUAUUAUAGUGCUGUGUUUGAGUCGCUAGAGGUGACGCUGCCGCCGAACAGCAGGGAGCGGAUGGUGGUGGAGCAGGUGUGGCUUGGGAGAGAGAUUGUGGAUAUUGUAGUGGCGGAGGGAGAGAGUAGGAGAGAGAGACAUGAGAGGUUUGUAUCGUGGGAGAGAAUGAUGAAGAUUGCAGGGUUUAGGAAUGUUGCUUUAAGUCCGUUUGCUGUUUCGCAAGCUAAAUUGUUGUUGAGGCUUCAUUAUCCUUGUGAUGGGUAUAAUCUUGAGGUUGCGAAUGAUUGUUUGUUUUUGGGGUGGAAUAAUCGAGCCCUUUUCUCUGUUUCUUCUUGGCACUAGAUAAUAUUUAUAUGAUAUAUAUACAUGUUUAUCUUUUGUAACAA